This is a messenger RNA of Mugil cephalus (flathead mullet), 1859 nucleotides long. Its product is annotated as zinc finger protein 239. Gene Ontology annotation, biological process: regulation of transcription by RNA polymerase II. Gene Ontology annotation, cellular component: nucleus. The coding region runs from base 353 to 1372 and encodes 339 amino acids. The transcript has 2 exons. NCBI's taxonomy places the organism in Eukaryota, Metazoa, Chordata, Actinopteri, Mugiliformes, Mugilidae. The record is from RefSeq and is a predicted model, not a curated record. Gene Ontology annotation, molecular function: RNA polymerase II cis-regulatory region sequence-specific DNA binding; DNA-binding transcription factor activity, RNA polymerase II-specific.
AUGUUUCUGAUAGUAGUUCUCAAUAAAAAAUUAAGCUUUCUGAGCAGCCUUAACUAACCAGAGACCGGGUUUUUAUAAGUUUCCCACUGUUAAACUCGGUUCUUCCUCUCCAUAGAGGACAGUUUUUCCGCCGCUCGCUAGAUGAUGCUGCAGCCCCGGUUUAAAUCACACCACCACCGGCCCAGCGUCUUGCAGGGAGACACAGGCGGAACACAACUACCCCUUUGUUGUGUUUUUGUGUGCGUUUAAACUUGCUUCAUUGUGAUGAGCACAUGCGCUUGUUAGGAAGGAAGAAGACGAUGUUGCUGUCCUGAAUGAAAACUCCUCCCCUGCUCUGGCCCUACAGGGGACCAUGCUGGAGAAAGCUGGUGACAAAGUGCAGCAGUCAGGGCACUGCUCAGACUGUGGAUGCAGCUUCAGCCUGCCAGAGCCCGACUCUGACCCUGAUUCCUCCAACCACUCUGUCGCUCCUAAACAGGGGCAUGACAGUCCUUCCAAAUGCCCCUCCUGCCAGGAAGGCAGCAGCCCCCAUAGUAAUGGUCGAAGGCCACACCGGCGCAUGCGCCUGGAGCCUCACAGCUGCAGCCUGUGCACCAAAACCUUCAUCUCCUCCGCCCACCUGACUCUUCACCUGGCCUCGCACAACAAGGAGAGGAAAUUUAGAUGUAGCACCUGUGGCAAGUACUUCCAUCAGUCCUCCCACCUGAUGGCACACAAAAUAAUUCAUAGCGGAGAUAGGCCAUUUAAAUGCCCAGAGUGUGGGAAGACCUUCGGCCGCGCCUCGCAUCUGAAGACCCACCGUCGCCUCCACACAGGUGAGAAGCCUUUCAAGUGCACCUACUGCGACAAGUCGUUCACCCAAAAGGCCGGGCUCCUGGCACACGUUCGUCUACACACUGGGGAGAGGCCAUACAAAUGCGAGACAUGUGGCAAGGGUUUUAGCUCUUUGCCACUCUUGCUCUCGCACAAGGCUCAGGAGGCGUCCGGAGAGGCCAAACCAGUGCCUGCACCCCCGCUGAGCCCACCCCAGAAGACCCAAAGCAGCAUGGAGGAUCUGAAAUGUGGGGUCUGCUGCCGCACCUUCGUACGAUCUUCAUACAUCAGGCUGCACAUACGCCUCAACAAGGGACAGAGGCCUUAUCACUGCAAAGUGUGCAACAAGACCUUUGUCAAGCUGGACACUUUUGUGAACCACUGUGACAAACACUUGAGGCAGAAAAAAGAUAAAAACAAGGAGGUUGAAGACAAAGUGGUUAAACCUCCUCUGUUUGUUCCACUUUCCAGGCCUCCUUCUCCUGAGUCCACUCAGGCUUUGUCGUCUGAUGUCAACACACGCUCCAGAUCUAAAGCAAAAUGUAAAACAGAGCCAUGACCAAGAGAGGACAGUUCACUGAGACGACGUCCAUCUUUGACCGAGGAAUGUGUCACAGCAGUUCACCCCCAGCGCACAGUAACCGGACUAAGUCAUUUUAAAGAAACUCACCUCGUACUGAAACAUCAAAUAUGUUUACAAAGAGUUUAUAAUACCAACAUAUUAUUUAAUUUAAAGCAACAUAUUUUAUUUGGAAUAAUGAAUUUCACUGUGAAUAAGAAAUUGUCUUUGUAAAAAUGUUGUUUUAAUGCAUAUUUUAGCCCGAAGGCUAAUUAACAUUUGUGAUCUAUCUGUGGAAUAAAAUGUUCACUCUAAUCUUAAAUCAGUGUUAAAAAAAAAAGUUUAAUAUCUGAAACCAUUUUAAAUCAUGAUUAAGCUGUUGUUUUCCUAAAUGGAUACAAGCCUGUUGGCAUGUAUGUACAAAUAAGGAUGUACUUAAAAUGCUUAUUGUUGAACAAUAUGCACAUUAAAAUAAAGCUAAAAACAU